CACCCAUAAAUUCGCAAUGCAGUUUUGCUUCUUCCCUCUGAUCAGUCCUCUGUACUCCCCUCUCCCUCCCUUUCUCUCCCUCUGUCUCCCCUGAGUUAACAAUAUAAGAGCAGCUCUACAUUUCUCAUAUUGUCGUGCACGGUUCUUGGGAUUGUUCCCUCUUUUUCUUUAGUGAUUUUUCGUGUUUUGGGUUGAUCAGAGCAAAUGGGUAUUUUCUCAUUAGUGACAGGAAGGCCAGGCCCUAGUGGGUUUGGAUCAGCUACCACUGCAGAGCAGGUCACUGAAGGCAUUGAUGCAAGCGACGUCACCGCUAUAGUCACGGGAGGAGGAAGUGGCAUCGGAUUCGAGACGGCGAGGGUCCUCGCCUUGCGCAGAGCGCAUGUCAUAAUCGCUGCAAGAAACAUGGAUGCCGCAAAUGAAGCGAAACGGCUGAUUCUGAACGAUGAUGGAGAUGCUCGCGUGGAUGUCCUCAAAUUGGACCUUUGCUCCAUGAAGUCCAUCAGAGCAUUUGUCAACGAUUUCAUUGCUCUUGAUCUUCCCCUCAACAUCUUGAUCAACAAUGCUGGGAUUAUGUUCUGCCCUUAUCAGCUCUCGGAAGAUGGGUUCGAAGUGCAAUUCGCCACCAAUCAUCUUGGACAUUUUCUGCUGACAAACCUCCUCCUGGACAAAAUGAAAGCCACCGCAAGAGUUUCCGGCAUCGAGGGACGCAUUGUGAAUCUGUCCUCCAUAGCUCAUCUGCACACUUACAAGGAAGGAAUUAGAUUCGAUGACAUCAAUGAUCAGCUCGGUUAUUCUGACAAGAAGGCAUAUGGUCAGUCCAAAUUAGCAAACAUACUUCAUGCCAGCGAGCUCUCUCGCCGCUUGCAGCAAGAGGGAGCAAAUAUUACAGUCAACUCGGUGCAUCCCGGGCUGAUCAUGACAAAUCUCAUGAGACAUUCUUUCAUCUCGAUGAGAAUCAUGAAGAUGCUCACUUAUCUGCUAUGGAAGAAUGUCCCACAGGGAGCAGCCACGACUUGCUACGUCGCACUCCAUCCGAGCCUCAAAGGCGUAACGGGGAAAUACUUCCUUGAUUGCAACGAGAUGGAGCCGAGUGCCCUCGCACGGGACGAGCGUCUUGCCAAGAAACUGUGGGAUUUCAGCAACGAGUUGGUAGAUUCGGCUUCCAAGGACUGACAUAAAAACCAGAUUCUCCUUUAUAAACAAAGCUUGAACUAAAAAUACAUGAAGUAAUAUAGAUCCCACUUUCCAAAGAUUGGUGCUGUUUUUUGCUUGUACUUGGUGAUGUUGCUUCUAACAUCUACUAGAGCAUUUAUAUCUGCAGUACAUCUCAAUGAAUUCAAAUGGUUUCGCCUCCCAUUUUAUUA
Messenger RNA from Eucalyptus grandis, 1364 nucleotides. Its product is annotated as short-chain dehydrogenase TIC 32 B, chloroplastic. The record is from RefSeq and is a predicted model, not a curated record. The transcript is spliced from 8 exons. Lineage: Eukaryota; Viridiplantae; Streptophyta; Magnoliopsida; Myrtales; Myrtaceae. Bases 205 to 1173 code for a protein of 322 amino acids.